UUCGGUUCCUUAUCCGGGGACUGGGUUGCUCCGUGUGAUUGGCCGGCGGAGUCACAUGGUGAAAGUAACUUUACAGGGUCGCUAGCUAGUAGGAGGGCUUUAUGGAGCAGAAAAACGACAAAGCGAGAAAAAUUAUUUUCCACUCCAGAAAUUAAUGAUCAUGAGCUCGUAUUUGAUGGACUCUAACUACAUCGAUCCGAAAUUUCCUCCAUGCGAAGAAUAUUCGCAAAAUAGCUACAUCCCUGAACACAGUCCGGAAUAUUACGGCCGGACCAGGGAAUCGGGAUUCCAGCAUCACCACCAGGAGCUGUACCCACCACCGCCUCCGCGCCCUAGCUACCCCGAGCGCCAGUAUAGCUGCACCAGCCUCCAGGGGCCGGGCAAUUCGAGAGGCCACGGGCCUGCCCAGGCGGGCCACCACCACCCAGAGAAAUCACAGCCGCUCUGCGAGCCGGCGCCUCUCUCAGGCGCCUCCGCCUCCCCGUCCCCAGCCCCGCCAGCCUGCAGCCAGCCAGCCCCUGACCAUCCCUCCAGCAACGCCAGCAAGCAACCCAUAGUCUACCCAUGGAUGAAAAAAAUCCACGUUAGCACGGUGAACCCCAAUUAUAACGGAGGGGAACCCAAGCGCUCGAGGACAGCCUACACCCGGCAGCAAGUCCUGGAAUUAGAGAAAGAGUUUCAUUACAAUCGCUACCUGACCCGAAGGAGAAGGAUCGAGAUCGCCCACUCGCUGUGCCUCUCUGAGAGGCAGAUCAAAAUCUGGUUCCAAAACCGUCGCAUGAAAUGGAAGAAGGACCACCGACUCCCCAACACCAAAGUCAGGUCAGCGCCCCCGGCCGGCGCUGCGCCCAGCACCCUCUCGGCAGCCACCCCGGGCACUUCUGAAGACCACUCCCAGGGCGCCACGACGCAGGAGCCGCAGCGGGCAGAGGACAUUACCAGGUUAUAAAACAUAACUCACACCCUGCCCCCACCCCAUGCCCCCCUCCUCCCCUCACAUACAAAUUGACUCUUAUUUAUAGAAUUUAAUAUAUAUAUAUUUUGGUUCUUUUCUCUCUUCUUCCCACCUUAUCCCUUGUCAGUUCCAAACAGACAGAACAGAUAAACAAACAAGCCCCCUGCCCUUCUCUCCCUUCUACUGUUAAGGACCCUUAAAGCAUGUGAUGUUGUCUUAGCAUGGUACCUGCUGGGUUGUUUUUUGUUUUUGUUUUUUUUUUUAAGGCCAUUUUGGGGGGUUAUUUAUUUUUUAAGAAAAAAAAACUGCAAAAAUUAUAUAUUGCAAGGUGUGCUGGUCUGGUUUGGGUGAAUUUCAGGGGAAAUGAGGAAAAGAAAAAAUGAAAGAGAUUUUUAAAGCUAAUUCUCAUCCUUCUCCUCCUCCUCCCUCUCUCCCCCCUCUUUCCUUAGGCCUUUUGCAUUGAAAAUGCACCAGGGGAGGUUAGUGAGAGGGAAGUCAUUUUAAGGAGAACAAAGCUAUGAAGUUCUUUUGUAUUAUUGUUGUGGGGGGAGGCUGGGAGGAGAUGGGGGAAGACAGCAGACAAAGCUAAAUGCAUCUGGAGAGCCUCUCAGAGCUGUUCAGUUUGAGGAGCCAAAAGAAAAUAAAAAUGAACUUUCAGUUCAGAGAGGCAGUCUAUAGGUAGAAUCUCCCCACCUCACCCCCCCCUCCAUCAUGGUUAUUGUGUUUUUGGACUGAAUUUACUUGAUUAUUGUAAAACUUGCAAUAAAGAAUUUUAGUGUCGAUGUGAAAUGCCCCGUGAUCAAUAAUAAA
Molecule: messenger RNA, 1765 nt
Organism: Eptesicus fuscus (big brown bat)
Lineage: Eukaryota; Metazoa; Chordata; Mammalia; Chiroptera; Vespertilionidae
Gene: HOXC4
Product: homeobox C4
Exons: 2
Coding region: 155-949 (264 amino acids)
Biological process (GO): embryonic skeletal system morphogenesis; regulation of transcription by RNA polymerase II; anterior/posterior pattern specification
Cellular component (GO): nucleus
Molecular function (GO): RNA polymerase II cis-regulatory region sequence-specific DNA binding; DNA-binding transcription factor activity, RNA polymerase II-specific
Source: RefSeq, a predicted model, not a curated record